AUGGGGAGGGGCCCCAAGGUCUCCUCAUGCCUCUCUCACAGCCUGUCGGCUUGCUCCUUCUCGACCCCCGGCUGUGGGGCACUGGCUGCUGCCCUCAGGGACAACCGCAGUCUGCAGGUGCUGGAUGUGGGCGAGAACGAGAUUGGGGAUGGUGGCAUGGAAGUCCUGAGCCAGGCGCUGGCGUCAGGCACCUGCACCUUGACUACACUGGGGUUACAGAAAUGCCAGCUGACAGCUGCCAGCAGUGAGCACCUCAGCCAUCUGCUCAGGAGCAGCAGGAGCCUGGUCAGCCUGAACCUCCUGGGAAAUGACUUGCAGCUCCAGGGGGUCAGCAUGCUCUGGAAAGCUGUGAAGUCCUCCCAGUGCCCACUCCGCUUGCUCGGACUGGACAGACACUUGCUCCUGGAGGUGGAGAAAGAGCUGAAGGCGCUGCAGAGCAGGGGCUCGGCUCUGAAGAUCCAGUGCUGGUGGGAUUCCAGUGACCCUGAGGCCAGAUGGUGCUGGUGAGCUAGGAGAGGCCAGCUUCUAGG
Molecule: messenger RNA, 530 nt
Organism: Sorex fumeus (smoky shrew)
Lineage: Eukaryota; Metazoa; Chordata; Mammalia; Eulipotyphla; Soricidae
Product: NACHT, LRR and PYD domains-containing protein 13-like
Exons: 3
Coding region: 1-507 (168 amino acids)
Biological process (GO): regulation of inflammatory response
Cellular component (GO): cytoplasm
Molecular function (GO): protein binding
Source: RefSeq, a predicted model, not a curated record